Molecule: messenger RNA, 3213 nt
Organism: Gaeumannomyces tritici R3-111a-1
Lineage: Eukaryota; Fungi; Ascomycota; Sordariomycetes; Magnaporthales; Magnaporthaceae
Product: F-box/WD repeat-containing protein 7
Exons: 6
Coding region: 502-2520 (672 amino acids)
Cellular component (GO): Set1C/COMPASS complex
Molecular function (GO): histone binding
Source: RefSeq, a predicted model, not a curated record
UCCAAUCUCCUCCGUAGUUUGUUCCCCGUCCCAUCCUCCUUGGCCUCAAGCUAGACCAUCAACCCACCGCCCUCGGCCUUGCGAUCCCUCUUUCGGCGCCGCCACACGCAUCUGCUGGAUGCCGCCGAUCCCAGCGUCAGGCCCCCGCGUCGUUCCCGCCCACCACAAAUCCACUGUACAGUCCGUGCAGUGUUGGCAAGCAGACAGCGCCGCGCCGCGUCCGAGUCUGCUCGUUUCAGGACCCCCGAGUAUUUACCUCCUUGACGAUACGUCCUCAGAAUCGCAACCAGAAGACGGUACCGCCCACCGCAGCCGAAUCAGCCGAUGCCCGCCGCCGCGACUCUUUAGCGGCAUCUGUAAUAAAACCGCCACUCGUUUCGAUCGUCCCGAUUUUAGAAUCUCCUCCAUAGGCUGUCGAUCUCGGGGCCUCGCUCUGUUUUACUCGGACUCGUAUAGUCUCGAGUCGCCAUACUCUGGGUUCGAUCCUCAGAUCAGGGCGACAUGGCUGGAUAUCACAGACCUCUGAGCUUCUCGGAGAGGCGAGGGAGUACGUUCAAUGGCGAGGAGUUGAGCCUCAACACCGCGGGCGGCGUCAAACUUCAACAACCUCGUCCUCCCCGGGGCCCGCCGACACCGAGCAUGAAUACCCCCGCAGCCGACUUUGACCAGACCCUCACAGGGUCGCCGCCUCCUCCUCCUACGCCUGCUGCCUCCCCCGGCCCGUCACAUAGCCAGCUUGACUGGAGCAAUGCUGCCGAUGACGAAGACUUUUUCCUCGCCAAAGUGCGCCAGCACUUCCAGAACUGCACCGGACCCCAGCGGACCCGGGUCCUCGCCGACCUCCUGAACCUCUGCACAAGUCAGCAGCUCAGCUUUGUCCACCAGUUUGUCAGCCCGUUGCUGAAGAAGGACCCCUUCACAAGCCUACCCGAUGAGCUGUGUCUCAGGAUUCUCUCAUUUAUCGAUGACCCCAAGGUCCUCGCCAGGGCUUCGCAGGUCUCCAGGCGUUGGAGAGAUCUUUUGAGUGACGACAUGACGUGGAAAAACCUGUGCGUGAAGCACGACUACGGACGUAGGUUGUCCGAGGUGCAACCGCCAGCAUCUAGCCACUCGCUCAGCCGCCCCUCUGCUUUCCCUCUCAGUGUGGGAGACUCCGAGGUCUCGAAUCGGAGCUUCCCAGGGGCCCUUCCCAUGCCCUCGUUGCGGCUGCCCACUUCUCCCAGCUUCGACGGGGUGUCGCCAUCACUGCCCUCAUCUCGUCCGACUCUGAAAACGUACAAGUCCCAUUUCAAGCAAAGAUAUCUCGUGGAUGCCGCUUGGAGAACCGGAGGCCAGAACGUGACUCGCAAUAUCACCCAGGAAGGGGGGGUUGUGACAAGCCUUCAUCUCACACCAAAGUACAUUAUCGUGGCCUUGGAUAACGCCAAGAUUCAUGUGUUUGAUACGGAGGGGAAUGCCCAGCGCACGCUUCAGGGCCAUGUCAUGGGAGUUUGGGCCAUGGCUCCCUGGGAAGAUCUUCUCGUCAGCGGCGGCUGCGACCGCGACGUCAGAGUCUGGGACUUGUCUACUGGGGCAUGUCUCCACACCCUUCGUGGCCAUACCUCGACCGUGCGGUGUCUCAAGAUGUCCGACUCUAACACGGCGAUAUCGGGUUCGCGGGACACUACUCUGCGUGUUUGGGACAUACGGUCGGGGCUCUGCCGCAACGUUUUGGUCGGUCAUCAGGGUAGCGUGAGGUGCUUGGAGAUCAAGGGCGACAUUGUUGUUUCUGGCAGCUAUGACACGUAUGCCAAGGUCUGGAGCAUCUCAGAAGGUCGCUGCCUGCACACGCUCCAGGGUCACUACAGCCAAAUCUACGCCAUUGCGUUUGAUGGCUUUCGGGUCGCUACCGGAAGUCUCGACACUAGUGUUCGCAUAUGGAACGCAACGACUGGAGAGUGCCAGGCUGUCCUGCAAGGGCACACCUCGCUCGUUGGGCAGCUGCAGAUGAGAGGCGAGACCCUCGUGACCGGCGGAUCGGAUGGGUCGGUGCGGGUAUGGUCUCUAUCAAAGUUCUGUCCCAUCCACCGGCUUGCCGCCCAUGACAAUAGCGUCACGAGCCUGCAAUUCGACGAUACGCGAGUUGUCAGUGGUGGGAGCGAUGGGCGGGUCAAAAUAUGGGAUCUGAAGACGGGCCAUCUCGUGCGCGAGCUCGUCGCCCAGUGCGAAGCCGUGUGGCGUGUCGCCUUCGAGGACGAGAAAUGCAUAGCGAUGGCAUCCAGAAAUGGAAGAACCAUCAUGGAGCUAUGGUCCUUCUCUCCACCGGAAGAGAUCAUGAACGAGCGGCCACUUUCUCUUCCCCAGCGGCCACACGAGACAUCUACUCGGCCAAUGAGUGCCUUGCCUCUCGACUACAGGAAAUCACAUACUUUGAUUCCUGGCAUCCCAAGACGAGAUAGCCAAGACGUCGACAUGAGGGAUGCCGGCCCCUCAACUGCACCUUUACAGCAAGGCAACGCAUCUUUCUUCCGGGAAGAUUAGCACACGGGUUUUCACGGGCUUUGACUUUUAUCGCCCUGAACAUAGGACGCUCUGUUAGGGUUCUGGGACGAACCAACGGUCCAUCAGCGCCAUGCGUCUAGUACAGUGUCACGAGACCCGACAGCCCAGUCAAGUUUUCUACAACAGUAUCAUUUUCUCGCAGCAUUUCUUCUCCUUCCCGACUUGUAUUUUUCCGCAUUGUCGACACUAAUGGGUUCUCGUCGUUUCACCUUUAUUUCAUUCUAUACUGGGCCGGGGUUUCUCUCAUAUCUUGCUUUCUCUUUGUUUCAUACUCCGCAUCAUCUGCCUCUGUUCCAAUUGCGCAUCGCAACAUCUCACAGCUCCAUGGUCCUGUUCGGCAUCUGGCUAGCGAUGGAAAGCAUUCUGGGUUAUAAAAACAUGGGUGGGCUGGUGGCAACGGCGAGCGAGGCGGGUGGGCUUCAUAUCACAGUACACUGUUGACAAAGUUCGGGUACAAGCUCGCGGCCGCCACAUCCACUCCAGGCGUUUAACUUUUUCUUCUUUUGUCGAUUUGAGAGCCUGCGGGAUUUGGAAUUUAUGUUUAUGCCAGUGGGUUAUAAGCGAUUUUACCUGGGCGGUUCGUGAUUGGAACUUGGUGCCGGCUCUCGGGACCUCCACCAGGAACCCAUCGGUUAGAAAGUUGCAAUUGGUCUGUAUUUGAUUUGAGGCCGG